Messenger RNA from Chaetomium globosum CBS 148.51, 951 nucleotides. RefSeq lists its product as uncharacterized. The record is from RefSeq and is a predicted model, not a curated record. Bases 1 to 951 code for a protein of 316 amino acids. The transcript is spliced from 3 exons. Lineage: Eukaryota; Fungi; Ascomycota; Sordariomycetes; Sordariales; Chaetomiaceae.
AUGUUGUCCGCAUUUGGCCGCGCCGCCGUACGGCAGGUGUGUGUCGCCGGCAGCCUCUCCAUUCGCAGCGCAGGUCGCCUCGGCGCACCCGUCAUUCCGAGCGGUUACCGUGUCGUCGCCGUUUUCACCAGAGGUCUCGCUACCGCUGUUGCCCCGAAGAGAACGACCAGGGCCACGACCGCUGCGGCAUCGAAGAAAGCGCCCGCCGCUAAGAAGACUACCUCUACCAAGAAGACGACCACGAAGACUGCGAAGAAGCCGGCCGCGAAAAAGGCUGUAAAGUCCAAGGCGAAGCCCAAGGCGAAGAAGGCUGCCAAGAAGCCGGCGACCAGAAAGCCGAAGAAGCUCACGGACGAGCAGAAGGACAGGAUCAAGCUGCGCGCUUUGAAGGAGAGGGCAUUGUUGAAGGAACAGCCGGCCAAACUUCCCGUGACAUCAUGGAACCUUUAUCUGGUCAAGAAUCUGAAGGAGAGACUCAACAAGGAACCCAAGCCUACCUUUGCCGAUGCUAUACGCCAACUCUCGGCCGAGCACAAAGCUUUGCCGGAACAGGAGAAGGAGAAACUCGACCUCGAGGCCCAGAAGAACAAGACUGCCAAUGAGAUCAACCUCAAAAACUGGAUCGAUAGCCACUCUGUCCAGGAGAUUCGUGAGGCGAACGUGGCUCGCAACUUGCUCAAGCGCAGGAAGUCGGCCCCGACCAAGCACACCCUUCCUGACUCCCGCUUCCCCAAGGGGCGCUUGACCGCCUACAUGGCCUAUGUCAAGACCCGCUACACGUCUCAGGAGUUCGAGGGCCUCCAGAGCAAGGCCAGGCUCUCCCAUAUCAGCAGCGAGUGGAAGGAAUUCAACGACGAGCAGCGCAAGCCCUAUGUGGACAUUGAGAAAACCGACCGUGCCCGUUACGAGAAGGAGAUGGAGGCGUACCGUGAGACCAUUGAGAAGAAGUAA